AUGCUGCAGAAUGCGAACUCAGUUAAAAGAAUAAUGAAAGAGCUAAAAGAUAUCGAAGACUCAGAGAAGAACAAAACGGAAGAAGUGUCCGAGCAGGUAGUGCGGAUCAGCCCAGUCGAUGAAACAGACAUGUACACUUGGAGAGGGAAAAUAAAGCCGCCGAAGGGAAGCAACUACCACGGAGGAGUGUUCUAUUUGGAUAUUAAAUUCCCAACGGACUACCCUUUCAAGCCCCCUCGAAUCAGAUUCAUCACGCGAAUAUUCCAUCCGAACAUAAACACAAAUGGAACAAUUUGUUUGGACAUUUUGAACGAGAAGUGGUCUCCUGCGCUGACCAUAUCGAAGGUGAUGAUGUCUAUUUGCAGCUGGCUGGACGAGCCAAACCCGGACGACCCUUUGGUGCCGAACAUCGCAUCAAUCUGCAAGACAGAGCCGGAGAAGUACAAGGAAACAUGCCAAGAGUGGACGCUGAAGUAUGCGACAGACACGAGCAACGACAUAGAAGCAUGGAAGUAA
Messenger RNA from Nematocida minor, 516 nucleotides. Its product is annotated as ubiquitin-conjugating enzyme E2 D. The coding region runs from base 1 to 516 and encodes 171 amino acids. NCBI's taxonomy places the organism in Eukaryota, Fungi, Microsporidia. Gene Ontology annotation, cellular component: nucleus. Gene Ontology annotation, molecular function: ubiquitin conjugating enzyme activity. The record is from RefSeq and is a predicted model, not a curated record. The transcript has a single exon. Gene Ontology annotation, biological process: protein polyubiquitination.